Molecule: messenger RNA, 869 nt
Organism: Fimicolochytrium jonesii
Lineage: Eukaryota; Fungi; Chytridiomycota; Chytridiomycetes; Spizellomycetales; Powellomycetaceae
Product: nuclear transcription factor Y subunit B-8
Exons: 4
Coding region: 115-651 (178 amino acids)
Biological process (GO): regulation of transcription by RNA polymerase II
Cellular component (GO): CCAAT-binding factor complex; nucleus
Molecular function (GO): DNA-binding transcription activator activity, RNA polymerase II-specific; protein heterodimerization activity; RNA polymerase II cis-regulatory region sequence-specific DNA binding
Source: RefSeq, a predicted model, not a curated record
CCCCCAACCGCCCACGGAUCGAACGUCCCACCCAGCAAAGGAUUGGAAAAGAGCCGAAACCACUUGCUCCCCCUCCCCAGAACCCAUCCUUCCUCCACCGCAACCCCCACCACAAUGGCCGAAUCAUCCUCCGCGGACGGCGGCCCCGCCUCGCAAGACGACCUGGACGAUUUCCGCGAGCAGGACCGGUUCCUGCCGACGGCCAACGUCGCCCGGCUCAUGAAGCGCGCGCUGCCGGAGAACAGCAAGAUUGCCAAGGAGGCGAAGGAUUGUAUUAUGGAGUGUGUUUCGGAAUUUAUCAGCUUUGUUACUUCGGAAGCAAGUGACCGAUGUGUAGCAGAGAAACGUAAAACUAUCAACGGCGAGGACAUCCUGUGGGCGUUUCAAUCGCUCGGGUUUGAUAGUUACUGCGAGGUCAUGAAGGUCUAUCUCAACCGGUAUCGCGAGGCAACAAAACUCGAACGCGCCGCCUCAGUCCCCCCACCCCCCGUCCCCACAACCCAACCCAACCUAUCAGUCCCAACCGACGCCUCAUCCCUCCUCCAAGACCCGCCAUCAACCGUCAAUUCACAGAUCCAAAUGCCUCCAUCUCGGAGCAGACGGCGUGGGCUGAGGGGGGUGCGGCGAAGGAGGAGGGCAAUGGGGUGGUGACCCCAUUGUUGGUACCCGGCGUCAGUGAGGGGGAUCAACCGAUUCAACAGCAGGCAGCACCGGAUGGGUAGUUGGGUCUCCCUGGGUUUCCCGCAACACACCAACUAUCCCCUCGCACCCUUCAUGUACAUAAUUUACCCGUUUUCUGAGACGUCUCGCGGAUCCCGCCGCAAACUAGGAGGGAGGGAGAAUAGCAAAUGAAUCAAAAUGAGAAACUU